Anopheles nili is the source of this 1530-nucleotide messenger RNA. RefSeq lists its product as uncharacterized. The record is from RefSeq and is a predicted model, not a curated record. The transcript has 4 exons. Lineage: Eukaryota; Metazoa; Arthropoda; Insecta; Diptera; Culicidae. Bases 310 to 1530 code for a protein of 406 amino acids. Gene Ontology annotation, molecular function: structural constituent of chromatin; DNA binding; protein heterodimerization activity. Gene Ontology annotation, cellular component: nucleosome.
CGCGUCCGGUCAUGAUUCGGUUCUCUUCGGUUAAUCGGAUCGAUGGUCAAUCGCACGAUCGAUGCGCACUCUGUUGAGGUUGGUGUUAGAAUGUUAGCAGUUUUACCGGCUUUCGCCUAUUUAAAGAUGCUGUCGAAUGAGCGUGUAGUUGUGGCUUACGUGUGUUUGUAUGUGUGUGUGUACACGCAUACACAGCGAAGCUUUUAUAAAGGAGACGUCUAGCUGUUUUGCGCGUUAUUUCAGUGCUUAUACUCAGAGGAAACGGUUCCAGCAGCGCAGCAUCCAAGCAACCAACCAACCAACUAAGAGAUGGCCCGUACCAAGCAAACUGCCCGCAAGUCAACCGGAGGAAAGGCUCCCCGCAAGCAGCUCGCCACCAAGGCAGCGCGCAAGAGUGCCCCGGCCACUGGUGGUGUGAAGAAGCCCCAUCGUUACCGCCCCGGUACGGUCGCGCUGCGCGAGAUCCGUCGCUACCAGAAGUCGACCGAACUGCUGAUCCGCAAGCUGCCCUUCCAGCGGCUGGUGCGUGAGAUCGCCCAGGACUUCAAGACCGAUCUGCGCUUCCAGAGCUCGGCCGUGAUGGCGCUGCAGGAGGCCAGCGAGGCGUACUUGGUCGGUCUGUUCGAGGACACGAAUCUGUGCGCGAUUCACGCCAAGCGUGUUACCAUCAUGCCAAAGGACAUCCAGCUGGCGCGUCGUAUCCGUGGCGCUACGGAUGUGCAACGAACGGAUGGCACUCCUCAUAUCCUCGAAACACAUGAAACAAAUAGAGGAAAAGUUAAGGGAAAGGCAAAGUCCCGCUCGAAUCGUGCCGGUUUGCAAUUCCCGGUUGGUCGUAUCCAUCGGCUGCUGCGUAAGGGCAACUAUGCCGAACGUGUCGGUGCCGGAGCGCCGGUAUAUCUGGCCGCCGUGAUGGAAUAUCUGGCCGCUGAAGUUCUCGAGUUGGCAGGAAACGCCGCCCGUGACAACAAGAAGACGCGCAUCAUCCCACGUCAUCUGCAGCUUGCGAUCCGCAAUGACGAGGAGUUGAACAAACUGCUGUCGGGAGUGACUAUCGCCCAGGGUGGCGUCCUUCCCAACAUCCAGGCCGUGUUGUUGCCGAAGAAAACUGAGAAGAAGAUGGCCCGUACCAAGCAAACUGCCCGCAAGUCAACCGGAGGAAAGGCUCCCCGCAAGCAGCUCGCCACCAAGGCAGCGCGCAAGAGUGCCCCGGCCACUGGUGGUGUGAAGAAGCCCCAUCGUUACCGCCCCGGUACGGUCGCGCUGCGCGAGAUCCGUCGCUACCAGAAGUCGACCGAACUGCUGAUCCGCAAGCUGCCCUUCCAGCGGCUGGUGCGUGAGAUCGCCCAGGACUUCAAGACCGAUCUGCGCUUCCAGAGCUCGGCCGUGAUGGCGCUGCAGGAGGCCAGCGAGGCGUACUUGGUCGGUCUGUUCGAGGACACGAAUCUGUGCGCGAUUCACGCCAAGCGUGUUACCAUCAUGCCAAAGGACAUCCAGCUGGCGCGUCGUAUCCGUGGCGAGCGUGCUUAA